Molecule: messenger RNA, 4303 nt
Organism: Marchantia polymorpha subsp. ruderalis
Lineage: Eukaryota; Viridiplantae; Streptophyta; Marchantiopsida; Marchantiales; Marchantiaceae
Source: the annotation of a GenBank genome assembly
AGAACUCGCUUGCCCUUGGCCUUCGAUUUCUUCUGCUCGGCGUCCGUUGUGCCCAGCACGGAUUUCAUCGCCUCUUGCAGCAGCAGUUCUUCUUCGAUGAGGGUUCGUUUGGGCUGCUGCUGCUCCGGAUCGCUCUCUUCUUCCUCUUGAUCCCGAGCGGAACUGGAUUCGGCCGCCGGUGACGCAUCCGGCUGCUGCUGUUGUUGUUGUUGUUUCAUGGCCGAGUCUCGUCUGGUUUUGGACGAUUGUGUCUGCUGUGCUUGUGGAGCAGCUGGUUCUGCCGUUUGUAUUGAGGUGUCCUCGGACACUUCCUUCUCGAGCAAACUUCUGCGAUGCUCUGCGAACUUGCGCUUUUCACCUGCUUUUGCGGUCUUUGCGGAUUUGAUCCUUGCCUCCACUUCCCGCUCGAUCUCGGCGAUGCAGUCCUCCAGUUUCUUCUGAUUAUUUUCCUCCAGUAGAUUCCUCGUUGACUCUAAUUUCUGAACUGAAUCGUUUUGUAGUGCUGCCAUGGCCAGCGCUUCUCUUUCGGCAAAAUCAGUUGUUAUGGAUUCCUUUUCUUUCUGUGCCUUUUCUCUCUCUUCCCUCUCAAGUCCACUGCAGGCCUCUCUUUCUCUUUGUUCUAGUUCUUGCAUUUUUUCCGGUCUGUUACGCUCACUUUCUAUUGUCUCCUUUCCUCGUUGUCUUACUGCAAGCUGUCGUUCUUUUCUCUCUCGAUUUAUGGCUUCUAUCCUAAAGUCGCACUCUUCUUCGAUCUUUUGAGAGUCGUGAGCUACUUGAGCGUUGACGAAAGCUUCCAAGCGCUGCUCUUCUUCCGCUGCCUCUUGUCGUACUCUGUUCCUGGCUUCUACCAACAAAGGCUUCAAUUCUCUUUGUGAUUUUUUCUCCAAUUCUUGCAUCAGCGCUUUGGCUUGGCUGGCAUAGUCUGCUCGAAUUUUGGACCUCACAUCUUCUAGAUCGCUUUUACUCUGGGCUUCUUUGGAUUUCAUACGUUCAUCGAGUUCGGAUUUGAGCUUUUCUUUCAGCGGUUUCAAUCGAUACUCUUCCAACUCCUGCCUUAUCGUUACCCUGAGAGCUUCCAAAUGCUUCUCAUGUUCUUUUUCUUUCUCGACUAUCUCAGAUGCAAGCUUUUCCUCCACCUUGUUCUUCACUUGUAUUUUUUUUAUAUCUCUGAUUUGCUCCAAUCUUUCUGCCAUCUCAUCUCUGAGCUUCUUUAUGCGUUCGUUUUGUUCUUGUGUUUCUAAUGCCGGUAACCUUUGGAGAGCCGUGGGCUUCGAACCUUCGUCCGUGUCUGGUGGUUCUGCAAGUCGUCUGGAUGUAGGGGUCGAUGCCCGCCUCUUGGUCCGAUCUACGGAUUGAUUAUAUUCAUCGGUGCUGCUUGAUGGUCCAGAAGCUAAGGCACUUUGCCUUCGCUUUGAAUUAUCUCUAGUCUUCUGAACCUUGGGCUUCUUCUUCGUCUUAGGUCUUGAACUAGUAGUGGCUGUUGUAUCCCGUGUUUCAUAGUUGUAGGUAAAGCGCUCCUCUCCAUUGAAAUUGUAUUUAGUUGAUCCUUCUAUUUCGGGAAUUAAAGGUACUGUGGAGAGCAAAGAAGAUCGUAAUCGGAACCAUCUCGCAAUGCGUCCUCCACUCUUGGCAAGAAUACUUUCGCUGGCAAGUGCAGUUGGGUCAAUGCUCUUGUCUCCAUGAAUAUUGACUCUGACUGCCGGGUUUGCGGUCUCUUCAUCAUCGUGGCCUUGAUCUCUACCAGAUGGCAUGAUCGAUUAUUAACGCAUCAUCACUGGUCGCGAAAACCUGAAGGUCUGAUACUGGUGUAUUCUAUCGAGACUUCCCCUGACUUGAUCCUUCAUCACUUUAUAAUGCUUAAGUAUAUAUAUGUUUCCCUCUAUAACGACUCGUCAUUAUGUGAAUCGCCCUUUUCGUCGGAAGAGGCUGGUAUGUUACUUUUGUGCUUUAUCAUUUCACUUCCAUCUUCAGAUCGGUUCUAUGACCAGAUCACGCGGUACGUAAAUUUCCACUUCACGAAUUAUAGGGAAACAACAUACAUACUGGUCUCUGUGCUAGCAUUGCAAAGCAUUGUGCAGAGAAAGUGGAAACUACACGAACGCAUCAAUUUUGCGAAAUUUAAGUUUAAUUAUUUAAGAUCUUUGCCGGAAGAAUGAGUCAACUUGACUUUGCAUUUCGCAAUAACAACCUAGCCAUUUCUAGAGCACGUUAGUGAGACUGAUUCGUCCCACCACUUUGUUAAGAACAGAUCCCUAUGCCAAUGCUCGAGUUGAAUUUACUACUUACACGUACGAGGCAAUUCCUCGAUGGGUUCUCGUUCCAGGAAGUCUUUGGCGGAGAUUUGUUUCUGGAUAGAUUAAGUUCUUUUCCACCCAUGACUAGGAAACGAUUCUCGGUCUUAAUUUCAUCUGAUUAGCAAAGUAUGUUUGUAAAGCGGGAGGAUGGAAGUAGGCUGACACCAAGUCCAAUAGUGCUGGUCCGCAUCACGUCCCCGAGCCUGUGCAUGUCGUGCAAUUUGUGCACGAUUACUGUCAACCUUUGAAGUGAUUUUCCACUUCCAGGCGAUCACGGGUUUGUUGAUGUCGGACCUUUUCAACCGUUUAGCUAUAGCUGAACGGAUCCGUCUAGAUCUCUUUUGCUAGCAUCUGUUUGGCGAUUUAUGUCCGAUAUCCUGAUAAAUCGGAUCCCGUUGAAGCCAAGAGGUUCGAAUUCGGAAGGGGUGAGUCGUGUCUACGCUAUAUAGUUGUGCAAGUGGAUUUCAUUCUGGGGUUGCAUGUAGAUUGAACCCUCUUUCUUCGUCAAUUUAUACCACAUCCAAGAAACUGACAACGUAACAAUCGAAGUUCGAGUGAGGUGGCUGUCAAAUUUGCGUGAAGAUUCUAGAUCUAUUUUUUCAGAAAAGGGAUCCAGCGAUGGGGUCGUCUGGUGGCGGUCGUGACAUCUCUAUGGGUGUUGCGGAUAUGAAAUUGAAGGCGAAAGCCAAGAGUCUUGCAGGUGGUCCUAUAGACAAAAACAUUCAAAUAAUCAGACAGAGAGAUAGGAGCAAGACUAUGUCAAUUCGUCGGACAGGUGUGAGUGCAGAAGUUUUCACCGGCGACGAGAAGUUUGAGAAGAAAAUAGUCGAGAAGAGUGAAGAAGCCAAAAAGCGGAUUCGUGCCUGUUUUUUGAAGAGCUAUCUGCUUGAACAUCUUGAUAAGGAGCAAACGGAGACGGUGGUCGAAGCGGUUGAAGAGGUACGAUUCAAAGAAAACGACAUUAUUAUCCAGCAAGGAGAACCAGGAGAAUACUUUUACCUUCUAGAGCAAGGAGCCGCCGAAGUGUGGAUAACGAAGGAGGGAGAGACAAAACCCAUAAUGGUGAAGCAGUAUACUGCCGGAGACAGUUUUGGAGAGCUCGCUCUUUUGUACAAUGCACCAAGGGCCGCUACUGUAAAGGCGACCACGGAUUGUGUGCUGUGGGCAGUGGAUAGAAAUACGUUCCGUGCCAUUUUGAUGACCUCAACACAGGAGAAGAGAAAUUUAUAUGAAGAAUUCUUGAAGGAAGUUCCUCUUCUCAAAUCCCUGGACAAGUACGAGAGAUCAGCCAUUGCCGAUGUUUUACAGCCGGAAUACUUCAAUCCUCAACAAGUAAUAAUCGUCGAAGGUGCAAAAGGCGACAAAUUUUUCGUGCUCGAGGAAGGGGAAGCCGAGGCUCGAUCACAGGGCAAGGUUGUCAUGAAAUAUAAGCGAGGAGACUACUUUGGGGAGCUUGCACUGCUCAAUGAUGCCCCUCGUGCCGCUACAAUUACCGCACUGACGAAAUGCAAAGUUGUGUCCAUAGAACGGGAACAAUUCAAGAGGCUGCUGGGAAAACUCGAAGACAUCCUUCACCGUAAGAAAGAAGACUACGAGAAAGUGAAUGCAGCCGUGGCUGUUUCUCCAGAGGAUGCACCCGCACAGCUUCCUGACUUGCCGCCGGGGGCAGCACCUUCAGCACCUUCAGCCUCAGUCUCGGAGACCUCCACUGUACCUUCUUCGCCCACCAGUGAAUCUGGACCUAGUGGCACUUAACUUUGUCAUUCUCAGGCGAUGACAAAUACAUGUAUGUGCCAUGACUUUGGAUCGAGCCUCUAUACGAUAAGGUACAGUAGGCUGAAUGCCAGGAUCCAUCAACAUGUGGUUCGUAUUGCUUCUCAGUUGCAGUUUGUAGGGAAAAUUUGACCUCGAGACCUGGAGGUAGAAAUAGAGAACGAAGAGAUGUAAAUUGGUCUUAAGGAAAGUAAACACUGUCGCCGAGACAAACACUGAAUGAUAAGUUGCUUCCC